This is a messenger RNA of Henningerozyma blattae CBS 6284, 1344 nucleotides long. It is a transcript of the gene SSL1, whose product is annotated as TFIIH/NER complex subunit SSL1. Gene Ontology annotation, biological process: nucleotide-excision repair; DNA-templated transcription; regulation of transcription by RNA polymerase II. NCBI's taxonomy places the organism in Eukaryota, Fungi, Ascomycota, Saccharomycetes, Saccharomycetales, Saccharomycetaceae. The record is from RefSeq and is a predicted model, not a curated record. Gene Ontology annotation, cellular component: transcription factor TFIIH core complex; transcription factor TFIIH holo complex. The transcript has a single exon. Gene Ontology annotation, molecular function: zinc ion binding. The coding region runs from base 1 to 1344 and encodes 447 amino acids.
AUGUCAAAUAGAUCUGUCGCAGGAGAUUCAGAUGAUGAAAUUGUUAGGGUAAGCAAAAGAGAUAAGAAAUCGCUCACUAAUAAAAAAAAUAGUGGAAAGGGAAAUGGUUUAGCCAAUAAUAAACGUAAAAAGACAAUAAAUAAUAAUGCCUUAGUUGGUGAGAGCGGUGGUUAUGCAUGGGAAGAUGAAAUUAAACGUAGUUGGGAUUUAGUAAAAGUGGAUGAAGAUGAUGAUAUGUCAACAUUAGUUGCUUCGAUCAUUGAACAAAGGAAAAAAAGAGCUACUAAGAAGAUUAUAACGCCAUACCAAAGAGGUAUUAUCAGAACAUUGGUAUUGGUAUUGGAUUGUAGUGAAAUUAUGCUAGAAAAGGAUUUGAGACCUAAUAGAUACUCUAUGUCAUUACAAUACGCAAUCGACUUUGUACAUGAAUUUUUUGACCAAAAUCCAAUAUCACAAAUGGGUGUUAUCAUUAUGAGAAAUGGCUUAGCUCAUUUAGUAUCACAAAUUAGUGGUAACCCGCAAGACCACAUUGAUUCAUUAAAAGCAAUGAGAAAGCAAGAACCUAAAGGUAAUCCAUCGCUACAAAAUGCAUUAGAAAUGGCGCGAGGAUUACUAUUGCCAGUACCACCACAUUGCACCCGUGAAGUGUUAAUUGUAUUUGGUGGCCUAUCUUCUACAGAUCCAGGUGAUAUUCAUCAAACUAUUACAUCAUUAGUUCAAGAAAAAAUCAGAGCAACUGUAAUUGGGCUAUCUGCUCAAGUUGCUAUAUGUCAAGAAUUAUGUACUUCAACGAAUUAUGGUGAUUCUGAUUCGUAUCGAGUAAUAUUGGACGAAGUUCACUUCAAGGAGUUAUUUAGCCAGGCUGUGACACCUUUGCCUGUUAAUAAGAUUAACAAAGGGUUUACGUUAGUUAAGAUGGGAUUUCCAACAAGAGUUUUCGAAGAUACGCCAACGUUUUGUACUUGCCACCAUAAGUUGAUCUAUGGUGGCUAUUUUUGCCCAAAUUGUAAAAGUAAAGUAUGCUCUUUGCCAAUUGUAUGCCCAUGCUGUGAUUUAAUGCUAAUAUUGAGUACUCAUUUGGCUCGAUCUUAUCAUCAUUUGAUGCCGUUAAAUACAUUCACUGAGGUUGAGGUGGUUAAGGAUGCAGCAUUUCCAACGAACAAUUGCUUUAGUUGUCAAAAGGGGUUUCCACACUUGGUAAAUAACAAGACCGGCGAACUAUUAACUAGUUCCAGAUAUAGAUGUGGUGAAUGCCAUAAGGACUUCUGCAUUGACUGUGAUGUCUAUAUUCAUGAAAUUCUGCAUAACUGUCCUGGAUGUGAAUCAAAGCCGACUAUUAUGUAG